This is a messenger RNA of Metschnikowia bicuspidata var. bicuspidata NRRL YB-4993, 969 nucleotides long. RefSeq lists its product as uncharacterized. The transcript is spliced from 2 exons. The record is from RefSeq and is a predicted model, not a curated record. Lineage: Eukaryota; Fungi; Ascomycota; Pichiomycetes; Serinales; Metschnikowiaceae. The coding region runs from base 1 to 969 and encodes 322 amino acids.
AUGGCUCCAGCAAAUAAUUGGAGGAACAGGCGCGCAGGCAUACCGCGCAUUAUUUCCUCCCCAAUAAUUUGCAGCUACUGGUUCCAACAAGAUUGUUUCAUUCUAGAGCCGCCCUGUCCUGACCCCACUUGCAGUGCCGCUUCAGCCCUCGAAAUCAUCACCAAAACACAGAACUCCCUGCACCGCAACAUGUCAUCCCAGGACUUGAUUUUAGCGCUUACCGUGGCGCGUGUGGCCAUCAGAAAGAAGAUCUCCUGUGACGAAGCCGUGGAUAUCAUAGGCGAGUCCCUCGUGCAGCAGUUGAGGCCACGACGGAGAGACCGCUUUGAGCCCAUCACAAUCCGCCACACCCGGAAGGCCCUCGUAGACAUAGCCCCCAUUUUGUUGCGUGUGAAAGCCGUGUGUAAAUUGAACCCCACAGCCAAAACGGUGCACUCUUUGCUCACAUUGAAGCGGGCUAUCGACGCGGCAGACUGGACAGUCACUAUUCACAAGAGCAGCUACCUCCUCUGUUAUUUGGAAGAAAGUCUCCUUCUUGCCUUUUCGGCGACAUACACGUUAUCGCGCCAUGGCGAGCAAACGAAAGAAGUCCUAGUGGAGAUGGCCACUAUCUUGUUCGAGCGCAUUGAAGACGGGGACAGGAAGCUCACCCUGCACUUAGUGGCGACAUUGGCCCAGUUGGUUUUCUUGUACCUGUUUCCCGAUGGAUGUGACAAUCAGUACUAUUCUUUGUUUUUGUCUCUAUACGGUAUAAGCCAGCCCAGACGGCCAAUCACAAAACACAUCACGGAUAAGGUGAAGCUUGUGUUUGUUGGGGAAGUGAUCAAGUUUCACGUCGAGAUCCUCCACAUAUAUUGCAACAAGUACGACAAGGGUCUGAACUCGCAUACCAGGAGCCUCGUCAAGGCGUGUUUGCUCGUAUACGACGAGCCAGAUCUCCUCGAAUAUGUUGACUCGCUUUCAUGGUGA